UCCCACGCCUCCCUCGAGGCGGAGUCCAAGUUCCUGACGCGCACUCGCCUCCUCCGCCUCGCUCGCCUGGGGCUGGCGAUCCUUAUCUUCUGCGUGGCGAUCCCGACCAUCGCCUGCGAGGCCGUGGCCCUGCACCACUACCGCCAGACCUCGCGCUACAGCCAAGUCUGGCUCUACCUGUGGCCGCUGAACCUGGACCUGCGCCCGGCCAAGGCCCUGCUCGCCUGUGGCAGUGUGAUCGCGUUUCAGACCCUCAUCUACAUCAUCGCGGCGCUUCUUCCAUCGCCCCACUCCCACAUCCGCCGGCUAAACCUCCUCGCCGCAGUCACGGCCCUUUCGGGCUUCAUCACGGCCCUUGUGGGGUUCGUGUUCGUGAUCUACCGCCCCGGCGCGGAUGGCCGCAACGGGUUCCACGAUACGGAGACCCUCCAUUCGUGGACGUGCAAGUGGAAGACGUCUUCGAGUAGCAGUGGCAGCAGCAGUAACGUCCCUGCGCAUUUCGCGCGGGACUGCGCGGUGACCCAUGCCUCGUUUGUGUUGCUGGGGGUGUUGAUCGGGCUGGAGAUCGUGAUGGGCGUCGUCGCGACGACGGGGCUGUGGCUGGAGCGGAAUGUG
Aspergillus uvarum CBS 121591 is the source of this 615-nucleotide messenger RNA. RefSeq lists its product as uncharacterized. Lineage: Eukaryota; Fungi; Ascomycota; Eurotiomycetes; Eurotiales; Aspergillaceae. The transcript has 2 exons. The annotation marks the transcript as partial. The record is from RefSeq and is a predicted model, not a curated record.